GGGUCAAGAGCUUUAUUCGUGCCCCACUCGCUGCCCAACAAUAAAGACUCUGGGUUGGUCCUGACAGGUUUGUUUCAGUGCAGAGCGAAGCCGAAGCCGGAGCCAUGGAUGACGUGUAUAAAGCAGCGGUGGAGAACCUGACAGAGGAGCAGAAAAAUGAAUUCAAGGCCGCCUUUGAUAUCUUCAUCCAGGAUGCAGAAGACGGCUGCAUCAGCACCAAAGAGCUGGGAAAAGUGAUGAGGAUGCUGGGACAGAACCCCACCCCAGAGGAGCUGCAGGAGAUGAUCGAUGAGGUGGAUGAGGACGGGAGCGGCACAGUUGACUUCGAUGAGUUCUUGGUUAUGAUGGUUCGCUGCAUGAAGGAGGAGAGCAAAGGGAAGUCAGAAGAGGAGUUGGCCGAACUCUUUCGCAUGUUUGACAAGAACGGAGACGGCUACAUAGAUUUGGAGGAACUGAAGACCAUGCUGGAGUCGACCGGAGAAACCAUCACCGAGGACGACAUUGAGGAGCUGAUGAAGGACGGCGACAAGAACAACGAUGGCAAAAUUGACUACGACGAGUUCCUGGAGUUCAUGAAAGGUGUUGAAUAGAGUUUUCAGCUGCCUAUCACCCCUUCACCUUCCUGAAGACACGUCUCCACCUUCUGGCCGCUUUAAUCAACACUAGAAAUAACGUAAAAGAUUUCGUCCAUCGUUUCAGGGCUUUUGUUUCAGUCAAUCUUCAUCCACCCACAACCUUCAUCAUUUGAACGUGAUGGACCUGCACUGAGCUGUAUGUCGCUAAACACGCUCAAAGAAAACAGAGUAAUGUAAUUAUUGUUUCUACCAACAGGCCUGUUUGUCCCAGCUGAUGGCAGCCCUGCAUCAUUUAAAGGGUUACAAGAAAAUUAAACCAUGUCACUGAAAAAGUCUUUAUCUAGUAAAGUGGCUGUAGACCUGAUUUAGAGGAAUGAAAUGUAAAUUAAGCAAUAUGUAAUUAAGCUAUAAAAUACAUUAAAUUCAUAGUUGUUUCA
Messenger RNA from Betta splendens (Siamese fighting fish), 1012 nucleotides. RefSeq names its product troponin C, slow skeletal and cardiac muscles-like. The record is from RefSeq and is a predicted model, not a curated record. Lineage: Eukaryota; Metazoa; Chordata; Actinopteri; Anabantiformes; Osphronemidae. Bases 105 to 590 code for a protein of 161 amino acids. Gene Ontology annotation, cellular component: myosin II complex. The transcript is spliced from 6 exons. Gene Ontology annotation, molecular function: calcium ion binding.